GAGCUGACAGUCCAGGGAUCCCUACCUAAGUCUGACAACUCACCAUGUUCGCGGCAGCCUCGUCUUUCUUCGCGCGGACGAACAUCUCCCAGUCAUAUAACAUCGGGACUGCGACUAACGGCAGCAGGACAUCUACACCUGGGCCAGCAGGAUCGUCCAAUGCUGCGCUCCCCGCGGCGGCUCUUCCGUCACCAUUCAACGUUGGCCCAUGGCGCGUGCAGUCCGCUACGCACAAGGUGACCGGCAAGCGCGUCUCGGUAUGGAGUGCGGACAAGAGGAGUGCGGACAUGGAACGUAUGGGGCCCGCGUCAAAGGAGAGGACACUGGAGGUACUGAAGAGCGAGGCCUCUGCACUGAGCCGGCUUCGACACCCCUCCAUUCUAGAGAUGGUAGAACCGCUCGAGGAGACUCGGAAUGAGCUCAUAUUCGCGACGGAGCCUGUUCUGUCCUCUCUACAACUAUCCAUACCUGGCUCGUUGCAGUACUCGCCCCUGGUCGAGCUGGAUGAAGUCGAAAUCCAGAAGGGCGUCCUGCAACUCUGCAAAGGCCUCUCUUUCCUCCACACAUCCGCCCGUAUUGUUCACUCGAACAUCAACCCCGAAAGCGUUGUAAUCAACAGUGCUGGUGACUGGAAACUAUCGGGGCUCGGUCUCACGAUACCUCUGUCUAAACCCGACGGAGGACCUACACGAUGGGAGUUCCCCACCUUCGACGGACAUGCCCUGACCUACACUCAGCGCUCGUUUGAUUACAUGGCUCCCGAGUAUGCACUGGAUGAAGUGCUCGAUCCGGCCUCGGACAUGUACUCUCUCGGUUGCCUGAUAUACGCAGUCCACUGCAAGGGUAAUCCACCAUUCAAGAACCAUGGCAGCCUCAGCUCCCUGCGGGUGAACGCAGGAAAGCCGUUAACCGGCAUGGAACGCCUGGAACAGGACCUCAGAGCACUUCUUAAUGCCCUCAUCAGUCGGCAACCACAUAGCAGACCUAGCCCAUCUGACCUGCCUCUGCACCCAUUCUUCUCGUCAUUGGUUGUGUCGACGCUCAACUUCCUCGACCGCUCGAACUUCGCCGCAAAGACGCGCGAGGAGAAGAUCUCGUUCAUGAAGGGCCUGACCAGCGUCCUGGACAAGUUCUCGGAGGGCCUCCGCACGCGCAAGAUUCUACCCUCUCUCCUUGAGGAGAUGAAAGAUACCCAUCUGCUGCCAUAUAUCCUGCCGAACAUCUUCGCCAUCUCGCAAAUACUGUCCUCGACACAGUUCGCGGCGCUGGUGCUGCCUAGCCUCAAGCCCCUGUUCGCGAUCAAGGAGCCCCCACAGAACAUGUUGACGCUGUUGGAUAACCUACAGAUGCUUCAGGACAAGACGGAGAAGCCUGUGUUCAGAGAGCACGUCCUGCCUUUAGUGUAUAAUGCUUUGGAGUCCGAGCACGCGAUUGUACAAGAACGUGCCUUGAAGGCUGUACCAAGCUUGUGUGAAAGUAUCGACUACGCAGAAGUGCAGGGUGUGCUGUUCCCCCGCGUAGCGCUUGUAUUCACCAAAACCCGCGUACUGUCUGUCAAAGUCGCCACGCUGGAAACGUUCUUCUCGAUGGUCAAGACGCUCGAUCAGUCGAGCUUGACGCAGAAGCUGGUUCCGUUGUUGUCGAAGAUUCGGACAAAAGAACCAGCAGUGACUAUGGCCACCCUGAAUGUCCAGGAGGCAAUGGGGAUGAAGGUCGAUCGCGAGGCCGUCGCGACUCUGGUUCUUCCUCAACUAUGGGCGAUGUCUAUGGGACCAUUGUUGACGGUGUCACAGUUCAAACGGUUCAUGGAGGUCAUCAAGAAGUUGGGAGAUCGAGUGGAGCGCGAGCACGACCAGUACCUACGAGACUCCCAGCGAGUGGAAGAUCGCUCGGGGUCGACGAUGAACGGCACGACUAGCCACGUUACUGCAGGCGGCGGCGUUGACUUCGAGAGCCUCGUGGCGAACGGGACCGGCGCGCCAGCCAAGCCAAGCUCAACGCCCGAGAACCCGAGUAGCUGGGAAGACGAUGUUUGGGGUAGCAUCUUCACAAGCGGGCCUACGUCUCCCGCUGCACAGAGUCCAUCUUUCUCUCCUCCCCCCAUAGCACCACAGACACAGCGAGCACCAUUUCCGCCUCCCAUCCCGGCGCAGCCGCAAUCGCUACCAUCAUCCCCCAAGAUCUCGAGUGCGCUCAACCCUACCGCUUCGCGGCCUUCCCUAGCGAGCAGGAAUGCAUCGGGGUUGGGAUUGGGUGCGACGCGUCUCACGCCCAGUUCUUUCAACGCCUCCAUCUUCCCGCCGGAUCCCGCGCCAAGCUUCGGGGCGCCACCACGAGCUCAAGUGUCGACGCCGGUCAUGGCCCCCUCACAGCCGACGUUCUCGUCGUUCGCGGCCACCAGCACCCCACCAGCCCCAGCAGCGUACAACGCAGCUCCAAACUACAACAUCACCCUACCAACAUCCCCGCCGCUCCAACCCACAACGUCAGCCGCUCCCCCUCCACCCUUCUUCGCUGCCCAGAUGUCCAUGAACAGCGUGCUUGCGCCGUCCAAGCCCGCGCAACCGCAAUGGCCAGGGACCACAGGGACGACAAAACAGCUCUCGAAGGACGACUGGGGCGACUUCGACCCGCUGGCGUAA
This is a messenger RNA of Trametes versicolor FP-101664 SS1, 2642 nucleotides long. Its product is annotated as kinase-like protein. Gene Ontology annotation, biological process: protein phosphorylation. NCBI's taxonomy places the organism in Eukaryota, Fungi, Basidiomycota, Agaricomycetes, Polyporales, Polyporaceae. The record is from RefSeq and is a predicted model, not a curated record. The transcript has 15 exons. Gene Ontology annotation, molecular function: ATP binding; protein kinase activity. Bases 45 to 2642 code for a protein of 865 amino acids.